AUGGCGAUGAAGACGACCACGGCAGCGAGGAUCGGGAUCGCGUCUAUCCUCCUUAUCGUGCUACUGGCUCUUAGCGGUACCUCGGCCUCCGCCGGCUCGGCUUUGAGGGGCAGGGACGUUGACCUCGAGGGAGACGUCGAUCUUCUCGCCGAAGCUGAAGAGAUCAACUGGCGUAGCCUCCAGGGCGAAGUAUUGAGUUGA
Molecule: messenger RNA, 201 nt
Organism: Ectocarpus siliculosus
Lineage: Eukaryota; Phaeophyceae; Ectocarpales; Ectocarpaceae
Source: the annotation of a GenBank genome assembly